AUGCAGAACGAACGCGGCCAAGGUGUUUCCCACGCCACUGACUCUUCCGUCCCCGGCAAGAUCCAAGAGAAGGCUCCCGCCAAGCUCGAGCACGAACUCCCUGACUCCGUCCACGACACCGGCUCAAACAAGCAAACCGGCAAAGUCAGCCACGCCGUCGGUGACAGCAAGGUCCCUCAGGCCCUGCAAGAGGCUCUUCCCGAGAAGGUCGAGCGUGCCGUUCCCAACGCCAUCCACGACACUGGUUCCAAGAAGUAG
Messenger RNA from Aureobasidium pullulans EXF-150, 258 nucleotides. RefSeq lists its product as uncharacterized. NCBI's taxonomy places the organism in Eukaryota, Fungi, Ascomycota, Dothideomycetes, Dothideales, Saccotheciaceae. Bases 1 to 258 code for a protein of 85 amino acids. The record is from RefSeq and is a predicted model, not a curated record. The transcript has 2 exons.